AGGGCAUAUUUGAACCUUUUCCCUAAACUCUAUUAAAAGGGAUAAAAAGAAGAGGACUUGCAAGAAAUUAAAAACUGAAAUUCCAACAGAGAGAAAGCGAAAGAGGAAAAGCGCCAGUGCUAAUCGAGUAGCGAAUAUCGUCUGAGUACUUGAAGUUGUUCAGCAAAGCCCUAAAUUUCAAUUUUCUAGCUUCAAAGUGGUGCUUCUCUUUUAAUGCACAUGUGCUGCUGUGCAGUUUGUGCGUUCUGAGAAGAUGAGUUCUAGGAAGAAGACACCUUUCCAGAAACACCGAGAAGAGGAAGAGGCGAAGAAGAAAAGAGCAGAGGACGAAACAGCUCGUCUGUACCAAGAGUUUGUAGAGUCAUUUCAAGCGGAUGAUACACCUGGUUCUAAAGCUUUUGUUAGAGGGGGAACCAUCAAUCCGAAUGAUAAGUUGAAGAUUGAUUCUGAAGGUUCCAAAGAUGAGGUUUCUGGUUUAAAGAAGGGAAGUAGGUAUGUUCCAUCUUUUUUACCACCUCCUACGACAACCAAGAGCAGAGAUUAUGAGAAGAAGGAUGAGAAAACAAGGGAAAAGGAGAAAGGAAAACCAAGGAACAUCGACUAUUUUAUGGAGGAACUGAAGCAUGAGCAAGAAAUGAGGGGAAGGCGUAACCAAGAACGUGAACACUGGCGCGAUCGUCAUACUGAUAAUCCAGCCCCGUCUAGUCGGUUUGAUGAGCUGCCAGAUGAUUUUGAUCCUAGUGGAAGGCCUGGAUCAUUGGAUGAUGGGGACCCACAGACCACAAAUCUAUAUGUUGGAAAUUUAUCGCCUCAGGUUGAUGAAAAUUUCCUUUUGCGUACUUUUGGGAGAUUUGGCCCUAUUGCGAGUGUUAAAAUAAUGUGGCCGAGGACAGAAGAGGAAAGAAAGCGACAGAGGAAUUGUGGAUUUGUAUCUUUCAUGAAUAGGGCUGAUGCUCAGGCUGCAAAUGAUGAGAUGCAAGGAGUGGUGGUUUAUGAGUACGAGUUGAAGAUCGGGUGGGGCAAAUCUGUCUCUUUACCAUCCCAAUCACUCCCUGCUCCUCCUCCGGGACAAAUGGCAAUCAGGAGCAAGGAGGGUAGCACUGUCAUCUUAUCUGGUCCAUCAGGUCCUCCAGUUACUUCUAUACCAAGCCAGAACUCUGAACUGGUUCUUACCCCAAAUGUACCUGAUAUUAUGGUUGUCCCACCGGAAGAUGAUCACCUUUGCCAUGCUAUUGAUACCAUGUCUCUGUAUGUUCUCGAUGGAGGCUGUGCUUUUGAGCAGGCCAUAAUGGAGCGAGGCCGUGGGAAUUCUCUCUUCAACUUCUUAUUUGAGCUUGGCUCCAAGGAGCAUACAUAUUAUGUUUGGAGACUUUAUUCUUUUGCUCAGGGGGAUACUCUUCAACGCUGGCGCACAGAACCUUUUAUCAUGAUAAGUGGUAGUGGAAGGUGGAUACCACCUCCUCUGCCUACAUCAAAAGGAGAUGAGAACGAAAAGGAAUUGGGGACUGCAUAUGCUGCUGGAAAAAGCAGGCGUGUAGAAGUAGAAAGGACAUUAACUGAUGCACAGAGAGAUGAAUUUGAGGAUAUGCUACGUUCAUUGACUCUUGAAAGAAGUCAGAUAAGAGAAGCAAUGGGUUUUGCUCUAGACAAUGCUGAUGCUGCUGGAGAGGUAGUUGAAGUUCUAACAGAAUCUUUGACGCUUAAAGAAACUCCAAUACCAACAAAAGUUGCCCGGCUUAUGCUUGUCUCAGAUAUUCUCCACAAUAGUAGUGCUCCUGUUAAGAAUGCAUCAGCAUAUCGCACUAAAUUUGAGGCCACUUUACCAGACAUAAUGGAAAGUUUCAAUGACUUGUAUCGUAGUAUUACAGGAAGGAUUACUGCUGAGGCCCUCAAAGAGAGAGUUCUGAAAGUUCUUCAAGUGUGGGCUGAUUGGUUUUUAUUUUCCGAUGCUUAUGUCAAUGGUUUACGUGCAACUUUUCUUCGAUCUGGGAACUCCGGUGUCAUCCUCUUUCAUUCUCUUGGUGGUGAUGCCCCUGAACUAGAACAAACGAUCAGCACUAAAACUGCACUGGAUGGUGACAAGGUUAACCAAGAUGCUGCACUGGCAAUUGGGAAAGGAGCUGCCAUGAAGGAGCUACUGAGUCUUCCCCUUCCGGAGUUAGAAAGACGAUGCAGGCACAAUGGUUUGUCUCUCAUAGGCGGUAGGGAAAUGAUGGUUUCUCGGUUACUUUACCUUGAGGAAGCAGAGAACCAGAGAGGAUAUGAACUGGAUGAUGAUCUAAAACUUGUAAACCGUCCAAAUUCUGGCAGAUACCUUAGUAGCCAAAAAGAGACCAAUACUAAGUUGGAUCAGAUGGCUUCAGGCUGGAAUAGUUAUGUGAAUGACGACAAACAACUCGAAGGCAAAGUCUCUAUGUUGUCGGUUCCCUCAAAUUCUAGUCCACAGCUUGAUUCAAAUGACUUAUUUGAUGAGGGUAAAAAUCGGUCUAUUUUGCCAGCCUCUAAAUGGGCCAGGGAGGAUAAUGAAAGUGAUGAUGAACAAAAGAGAGAUAUGAGAGACCUGGGGUUGACAUAUUCAUCUUCUGGAAGUGAAAAUGCUGGAGAUGGCAUUGGUAAUAUUGAGGAGAUGGGACUUACAACUGACACGAGCAAUUCAACACAUCUAGAAAGUGGAAUGACUGAAGAACAGAGACUAAAGCUGAGGCGCCUUGAGGUUGCUUUGAUUGAAUAUCGUGAAUCUCUUGAAGAGCGAGGGAUAAAUAAUCCAGAUGAAAUAGAAAAGAAAGUUGAAAUCCAUCGGCAACGGCUUCAAUCUGAAUAUGGUUUAGCAAAUUUCAGUCGAGAUGUUUCAAGAAAGACGAGUAGUUCAACUUCAGAGAGGAGGGACAAGAGAGAGGAUCCCCGGGAAACUUCAAGGAAACGUCAUCGAAGCAUAAGCAGAAGUGAAAGUCCUCAGAGGAAAUCUUCCAGCAGAGACAGGGAAAAUGAUGUGAACAGAGACAAGGAAAAACGACGAGAGAGGGAAAGAGUUCAUGAUGUAGAAAGUGAAAAACAGAGAGACAGUGGACGGGAGAGGAAGAGAGGAAGCAGGGAGAGGGAUGACGAUAGUAGAGACAGAUCCAGGGAAAGAAGACGAGUCAGAUGAAUACAUUGUGCUGUUACUGUAUCUUGAUAGAUGGUUAUCGUGUUUGCUCGCCUUUCAUAGUGAAAAUCCGUAAUGUGAAGCUGUUUGGCCAAUGGAAGGGACCUGUAGACUGCAUUGUGUUCCGGAAAAGAUGCAUCACUUGAAGAGAGUCAUGUUUGUAUUUCUAAAUAGACCUUUAACAGUAGAUUUUACUCUUUUAUGUAGCCUUUUUUAUCUAAAUUUUAGAAAAUCGUUUGGAUUUCCUAUUGAAGAUUUGCAUUACUCUCGUUCAACAAAAGCGGCGGUUGUCACUCGGUGUUUGUUCA
Messenger RNA from Nicotiana attenuata, 3450 nucleotides. RefSeq names its product protein RRC1-like. Lineage: Eukaryota; Viridiplantae; Streptophyta; Magnoliopsida; Solanales; Solanaceae. The record is from RefSeq and is a predicted model, not a curated record. The transcript has 18 exons. Gene Ontology annotation, cellular component: nucleus. Gene Ontology annotation, biological process: RNA processing. Gene Ontology annotation, molecular function: RNA binding. The coding region runs from base 254 to 3145 and encodes 963 amino acids.